Molecule: messenger RNA, 2438 nt
Organism: Andrographis paniculata
Lineage: Eukaryota; Viridiplantae; Streptophyta; Magnoliopsida; Lamiales; Acanthaceae
Product: probable alkaline/neutral invertase B
Exons: 5
Coding region: 453-2186 (577 amino acids)
Biological process (GO): sucrose catabolic process
Molecular function (GO): endo-alpha-N-acetylgalactosaminidase activity; sucrose alpha-glucosidase activity
Source: RefSeq, a predicted model, not a curated record
AAAUAUACAAGUAAAACGCAUUAAAUAAUAAUUUAUAAGAAUGGAGGGGCGAAAAGCAGCAAUGAUGGGCGCUACAUUACAAAGUUAUACGAAAAGGUGUACGCCCGAUGCCAACCGUGCAGGCCGUCACCAGCUGACGCGUGUGCGGGUACGCAUUUCGCUCCUCCGCCACUGCCACUGCAACUGCCACACCUUCCAUAAUUGCUGCUCCUGCUGCCGCUGCCGCUGCCGGCCUCCAUUUCCAAUCUCCUACCAACGAGCUUUUCUGCUGCUCACGUGCUCUCCGUGCUUCCAUUGGUUUGGUUUGGUUUACCAGCGCGAUUCAAGUUUCUGAACCGACUAACUGAUCGACAGAUUCAGGCUGAAAUUCAAUCCGUUUGCGCCGCUGCCUGUUGCGUGUGGAGAUUUAAUUCAUUCACCGAUUGCGAUUGCAUAGGAGAAGCUCUACCGCAAUGUCGACACUCACAGUAGAUGUACUGCAAAAUGGUUAUGCAAAGAACUCCGAUUCUUCAAGCAAUACGCGUGAAUUAGAAGAAAUUGAUUUUUCAAAGCUACCUGACAGGCCUAAAACUUUGAAUCUGAAUAGGCAGCGAUCCUAUGAUGAAAGGUCAUUUACUGAUCAGCUGCCGUUGCCCUCAGUGUUCUCUCCCCAUCCACCCUCUAGAGCAGAGAACUUCUCACGGGAAUUCGACCAUUUUGACAGUGUGUAUUCGCCAGGGAGGAGGUCAGGACUCAAUACUCCUAUGUCACAAAUUGGCUAUGGCAUGGCCGCUGAGCCACAUCCCAUGAUAGCCGAGGCUUGGGAACAUCUUAUGCGGACAUUAGUGUAUUUCCGUGGCCAGCCGGUUGGGACGAUAGCUGCAUUAGAUAACUCCGAAGAAAAACUUAACUACGAUCAGGUAUUUGUCAGGGAUUUUGUUCCAAGUGCAUUGGCUUUUCUAAUGAAUGGACAGCCAGAAAUUGUGAAAAACUUUAUCUUGAAGACCCUUCGGCUCCAGUCAUGGGAGAAACGGAUCGACAGGUUUCAACUGGGAGAAGGUGUUAUGCCGGCUAGUUUUAAAGUGUUACAUGAUCCAACCAGGAAUACUGAAACAUUGAUAGCUGAUUUUGGCGAGAGUGCGAUUGGAAGAGUGGCUCCAGUUGAUUCUGGCUUUUGGUGGAUUAUACUUCUUCGGGCGUACACUAAGUCAACUGGAGACACGCUUUUGGCUGAGAGGCCAGAAUGUCAGAAGGGCAUACAACUGAUUCUCAGUCUGUGCCUUUCUGAGGGAUUCGAUACAUUUCCUACGCUUCUCUGUGCUGAUGGCUGCAGUAUGAUUGAUCGUAGGAUGGGCGUCUAUGGGUACCCGAUUGAGAUCCAGGCGCUUUUCUUCAUGGCUCUAAGAUGCGCCAUGCUUUUACUGAAACAAGAUGCCUCGGGCAAGGAAUUUAUUGAACGAAUCAUCAAGCGUCUGCAUGCUUUGAGUUAUCACAUGAGGAGUUACUUUUGGCUGGAUCUGAAGCAGCUGAAUGACAUCUAUCGGUAUAAGACAGAGGAAUAUUCCCACACGGCUGUCAACAAGUUUAAUGUCAUGCCGGAUUCCCUUCCGGAGUGGAUUUUUGAUUUUAUGCCACUUCAUGGAGGAUACUUUAUCGGGAAUGUUGGCCCUUCAAACAUGGAUUUCCGCUGGUUUUGCCUUGGAAAUUGCAUUGCAAUACUAUCGUCGCUGGCAACACACGAUCAAGCAACUGCCAUCAUGGAUCUUAUUGAAUCACGAUGGGAGGAAUUGGUUGGAGAUAUGCCUCUUAAAGUAUCCUAUCCAGCUAUGGAGACCCAUGAAUGGCGAAUUGUGACAGGAUGUGAUCCAAAAAACACCCGAUGGAGCUACCACAACGGUGGAUCAUGGCCAGUGCUGUUAUGGCUACUUACAGCGGCAUGCAUCAAAACGGGGCGUCCCCAGAUUGCAAGACGUGCGAUUGAGCUUGCUGAAACCAGGCUGUCGAAAGACGGGUGGCCAGAAUACUACGACGGAAAGUACGGGCGGUUUGUGGGUAAGCAAGCACGGAAAUUCCAGACGUGGUCGGUGGCGGGGUAUUUGGUGGCAAAGAUGAUGCUGGAAGACCCUUCGCAUUUGGGCAUGAUCGCAAUCGAGGAAGACAAGCAGCUGAAACCCGUCCUGAGACGAUCCUCGUCGUGGACGGCCUGAUCUGAUCUCAUCUCAUCUCGAUUAGUUGCCCGUCAAGUUAGGCUUAUAUAUGAUUCUUCUAAUGUGUAGUGUAGCGCCAUGGAAGAUGGAACUGAACUGGAACUAUAUGUGUUUCUUGCAUUCUUUUGCUUUAUGUUUUAGUGUGUUUUGGAUUUUGGAUCAUCUUCUUUUUAUUACUCUUUCCGUCCCAAAUACCGUAUCUGCUAUACUGUAAACACGGUGUUUUAGGAGGGAUGUAUGCAAUAUAUAAUU